Molecule: messenger RNA, 3815 nt
Organism: Salvelinus sp. IW2-2015
Lineage: Eukaryota; Metazoa; Chordata; Actinopteri; Salmoniformes; Salmonidae
Product: phospholipase D2
Biological process (GO): phosphatidic acid biosynthetic process; regulation of vesicle-mediated transport; phospholipid catabolic process
Cellular component (GO): intracellular membrane-bounded organelle; plasma membrane region
Molecular function (GO): D-type glycerophospholipase activity; phosphatidylinositol binding
Source: RefSeq, a predicted model, not a curated record
UUUUAAUAGGAAACAAUAAACAAUUUGAUAUUGAGAUAAGAAUGGCUGCAUUGGACCUUUAAUAGAAGAAUCGCAAUUCAGGCUAAUGUUGUGUGCUGACAACCACCGACAACCUGGCUACAACAGGAGCGCUGCUGUCUCCUAUGCCAGCCACAAUGCAACAUUUUCUAUGAUCAUGGAUAGGUCAUGUGGAUAGACCACCAUGGCCAGUCCAGCYCCAGCAUGCUGCAAAACCCCUUCCAGUCCAGAGGGGGGAGCGGCGGAGACCCAAAAGACAAAGCGCUUCAUCACGGACAACUAUGAGCUAAGCAAGGAAGAGCUAGAUGGUCUCAUGAAGGAAGGAGAAGAAGAGCGUCCCUUCCUGGUGGUCCAUCAUCUGUUGGAUGUAAAAGAGGCAGGUGUGCCGGUAUUAUUGCCUGGGACCCAGGUCAUCUGCAGAGUGGACAGCACUGAGAGAUACACCACACGCUCCAAGGUCAGUGUGUGCUCUCUGUACACUGUGAAGCUGACCCAUGGCAAGUUCACCUGGACGGUCAAGAGGAAGUACAAGCACUUCCAGGAGCUGCAUCGUGACCUCUACAAGCACAAGAUGAUGGCUCACUUCCUGCCUCUGGGAAGAUUUGCAGCCCAGAGAGCGCAGCUGAGGGCUAUGACAGAGGAGAUGCCAAGUCUACACGGCACUGAGAGGAUGAGACAAACCUCCAGUAAACCGAAAUACCUUGAAAAAUAUCUAAAUGGCCUCCUGGAGAAUUCCUUUUGUAAGAACUUCCACGGCAUGCUGGAAUUCCUUGAUGUCAGUGCUCUCUCUUUUGUCAGUGAGCUUGGACCCAAAGGCCUGGAGGGUUCCAUCUUCAAAAGGUCAGGAGGUCAUCGUAUCCAGGGGCUGAACUGUAUUGGUCAUCACCAGUUCUGCUUCCGCUGGUCAAAGCGCUGGCUGGUGGUCAAGGACUCCUUCCUGCUCUAUAUGAACCGGGAAAAUGGGGUCGUCUGCUUUGUACUGGUCUUUGACCCAGAGUUCAAAGUUCAAGUGGGCCGUGCAUACACUGAUACCAAGUAUGGGGUCUGUAUUCAGAACUUCAACAGGAAUCUGGUCAUCAAGUGUAACAGCUACAGACAGGCUCACUGGUGGAGCCAUGAGAUCAACAGGCUGGCUGAGCCUUGUGAAUUCCUCCAGGUCCAACGCUUUGGGGGCUUUGCCCCACCACGGGAGAACACACUCACUAAAUGGUAUGUAAAUGGCAGUGGCUACUUUGCAGACCUGGCUGAUGCUCUGGAGCAGGCCAAGGAGGAGAUCUUCAUCACAGACUGGUGGCUCAGCCCAGAGGUUUUCCUGAAGAGGCCAGCUACAGGAACAUACUGGCGCUUGGACCAGAUCCUCAAACGCAAAGCAGAACAAGGUGUCAAAGUGUGUGUGCUCCUGUACAAGGAGGUGGAGAUGGCACUGGGUAUAAACAGUGGCCACAGCAAGAAGACACUGAUGGACAUGCACCCCAACAUCAAGGUGAUGCGACACCCCAACCACAUGUCUGCUGUGGUAUUUUUCUGGGCCCAUCAUGAGAAGAUGGUGGCCAUCGACCAAUCAGUGGCUUUCGUUGGAGGCUUGGACCUGGCCUUUGGGAGGUGGGACGACAGCCAGUACCGGUUGACUGAUACAGUUCCCACGGAGACAGCCAAUCACAUCUCUGAAGAAGUGCCAAAGGCUCCAAUUUCUGAGCCAGAGGCAGCUGAUUCAGGUGACCAGGUGGAUGGGUCAAACUCAGCCCAGGAUCCAAAGCCUCCAGAGCCGGAAGAGGUCAAUUCUGAGGAUCUGAAGAACAACACCCAGCUGUGGCUUGGCAAGGACUACAGCAACUUCAUCAAGAGAGACUGGGUCCAACUGGACCGCCCAUUUGAAGACAACAUUGACCGCACUGAGGUGCCCCGUAUGCCGUGGCGUGACCUGUCUGCUGCCCUCCAUGGCAAAGCUGCCAGGGACGUGGCCCGCCACUUCAUCCAGCGCUGGAACUUUGCCAAGAUCUUUAAGUACAAGAACAUUAGAAGCACGUUUUUCCCCUGCCUUCUGCCCAAGUCUCACAGUACUGCUGAUGCACUGCCAUUCACUGUGCCUGGCUCUGGGAAGGCCUCCGUGCAGGUGUUGCGUUCUGUGGAUCGCUGGUCAGCUGGAACUUGUGACAACUCUAUCCUCAAUGCCUACAUCCAUACCAUCGAGAACAGUGAACACUACAUCUACAUCGAGAACCAGUUCUUCAUCAGCUGUGCUGAUGGGAAGAACGUGCACAAUGGCAUCGGUGACGCAAUCGUGAAGAGGAUACUACGUGCACACAGUGAGCAGAAGAAGUACAGGGUGUUUGUGGUGGUGCCCCUGCUUCCUGGGUUUGAAGGAGACAUCAGCGAGGGGGGUGGGAAAGCCAUCCAGGCCAUAUUACACUUCACCUACAGGACCAUGUGCCGUGGAGAGUACUCCAUACUGAUGAGACUGAGAGAACUUGAGGACCAGUGGAGCGAGUACAUCACCCUGUGUGGCCUGCGCACACACUCCCAGCUCUCACAGUCCCUGGUCACAGAGCUCAUCUACGUACACAGUAAGACCCUCAUAGCUGAUGACCGCCGCUACAUCAUCGGCUCAGCUAACAUCAAUGACCGCAGUAUGCUGGGAAGCCGGGACAGUGAGCUGGCUGUGCUGGUGGAGGAUGAGGAGAGGAUCCCCUCCAUUAUGGGGGGAGAGGAGUACCAGGCUGGACCCCUCACUCUGGCCCUGCGCAAAGAGUGUUUCAGGGUGCUUUUAGGAGCCGAUUCUGAACCCCAGAUCGACAUCGAUGACCCGAUCAGUGACCAGUUCUUCUUUGUGGGGUGGAACACGACGGCAAAACUGAAUGCUAAGAUUUAUGACAAGGUCUUCCGCUGCCUCCCGUGCAACUCUGUCCACAACAUGAGGGAGCUGAAGGAGCAUUCAGGCCUGGAACGCCUGUGUGACACAUACCCCCAGCAGGCUAAAGAGGAGCUGGAGGCCGUCAGGGGGCUACUGGUCCACUUCCCCCUCAACUUCCUGUCUGAGGAGAAUCUGCUCCCCCCACUGGGCAGCAUGGAGGGCAUGGCUCCAACAGAACUCUGGACAUAAGAGUACCAGGCUACCAGCCACAKGGACCAAGAUGACACUGGAAAAGCCCAGUCUAGCAGGAGAGAGCUUUAUAGAUUUGUAUCGCAUUGACCAGAUUCCACUCCAUUGGAAAUCAAAAGAUUGGAACAAAAUGUAUACUCAACUCACCUAGCUAAAAAACACUAACUGAUGUGUCUUUGAAGAAUGCAAAUAAAUGCAAGGCAUUUAAGAUGUUUACAUAGAUGAUACAGAGUGAAUUUGAACUCUUUGUUAAAAUGGAAGAAUAAAAAAUUCAACACUAGAUGGUAAUGUAUACUAAUGCAUUAUGAGCCUUGUAUGUGCUCCAAGUGACUUUGAGACAUAGGUAUUUGAAGGAUUACCACUCUUGUAAUGUUAAAAGUAAAUUUUUAUGAUGUUGGAUCAUUGCUAUACUCAACUGACCAAAUUUGUUUGUUGAUAUAAUACUGAACCUGAGUAUUUCUUUUUUCGAAGGGCUUAGGCAUGGGUGUGCCAUUAUAGAACACAACAGGAACAGGAUGCCACUGUAUGAUAGGCAGGGGGAGGAAUGGAGAUCAGAAGUCAAGAGUCUCAGAUGAUUGAAGAACAUAGCGUACAUGUAUUGUUGCAAGGUUGUGGGUGGAUAGCUCUCCUCUCUCUCUCACUGCCUCUUUCUCUCUCUGCCUCUCUCUCUCUCUGCCUCUCUGUCUCUCUGCCUCUC